Molecule: messenger RNA, 1269 nt
Organism: Corylus avellana
Lineage: Eukaryota; Viridiplantae; Streptophyta; Magnoliopsida; Fagales; Betulaceae
Product: Galactose mutarotase-like superfamily protein
Biological process (GO): glucose metabolic process; beta-D-galactose catabolic process via UDP-galactose, Leloir pathway
Molecular function (GO): carbohydrate binding; aldose 1-epimerase activity
Source: RefSeq, a predicted model, not a curated record
CUAUUUUUACUGCAACUCAAUCUCCUUCCUCUUCUUCCCCUUCCCCAUAUAAAGGUGAGGUUCCAGCCAGCAUUUGUUGAAACAAUUAAUUAUUAUCAUUAGUUAUUAUAACAUUUAUCUAUUUACAAUUAUUACAAAUGGAUGCCAAGGUUCCUUUGUCGUGGUUCUUUCUUCUGGUGGCUCUUUUGUUUCUUUUGUUUGUUAAUAUUAAUGGCUCCGAGGCAAAGGUGAAAGUUGGAGUGUAUGAGCUGAAGAGAGGAAAUUUUUCUGUGAAGCUCACCAACUAUGGUGCAGUUGUGCAGUCUGUUAUUCUCCCUGAUAAAUUCGGGAAGCUAGAUGACGUUGUUCUAGGAUUUGACUCAGUGAAGGGUUACAAGAAGGAUACAACCUACUUUGGAGCCAUUGUUGGACGUGUUGCUAACAGAAUUGGAAAGGCUCAAUUCACUUUGAAUGGCACCAAGUAUAAAUUAGUUGCUAAUGAAGGAAAGAACAUGCUCCAUGGUGGCCCCAAAGGAUAUAGUGAUGUUAUAUGGACUGUAGAGAGCUAUAAAGCAGAUAGUCAUGUCACAUUCACCUAUCACAGCUUUGAUGGUGAAGAAGGCUUUCCUGGUGAUCUUUCUGUGUCAGUGACAUACAGGCUGAUUCAGACAAACAAAUUAGCCGUAAUAAUGGAAGCCCAGCCUCUCAACAAGGCCACACCAGUGAACUUAGCUCAACAUACCUACUGGAAUCUUGGUGGCCAAGCGAGUGGCAACAUCUUGUCACACAGUCUCCAGCUUUUCGGGUCAAAGAUUACUCCGGUGGAUGCCCAACUCAUCCCCACCGGAGAAAUUAUCCCCAUCAAAGGAACACCAUAUGAUUUCCUGGAACCCCAGCAGAUUGGCAGCAGGUUGAAUGAGCUAUCUAAUGGAUAUGACAUCAACUAUGUCCUAGACAGUGAAAGCCAUUUUCACCUGAAGAAGGCGGCCGUGGUAAAUGACAGUAAAUCAGGCAGAAGACUGGAGCUGUGGACUAAUCAACCUGGUUUACAGUUUUACAGCGGUAAUUUGUUGCACAAUGUGAAGGGGAAAGGUGGUUACAAAUAUUUACAGCAUGCUGCAAUUUGCUUGGAGACACAGGGGUUCCCUGACUCUGUUAAUAACCCCAAUUUCCCUUCGCAGAUUGUAAAUCCGGGACAGACCUAUAAGCAUGUCAUGGUUUAUAGAUUCACGGCUCACUAGAACAUUUUUUUUAGGAAUCAAGGCAAUAAUAGUGAACUUUGGUCUCUCA